Molecule: messenger RNA, 954 nt
Organism: Acanthochromis polyacanthus (spiny chromis)
Lineage: Eukaryota; Metazoa; Chordata; Actinopteri; Pomacentridae
Product: sodium- and chloride-dependent GABA transporter ine
Exons: 9
Coding region: 1-954 (317 amino acids)
Biological process (GO): sodium ion transmembrane transport
Cellular component (GO): membrane
Source: RefSeq, a predicted model, not a curated record
AUGCUGGAGCAGACUGAUGGAGUACAUGAAGCAGGAACGCUUCGAUGGCAGCUUUUCCUGAUCCUCAUCCUGGCUUGGAUCCUCAUUUACCUUUGCAUCUUUAAGGGGGUGAAAUCAACAGGCAAGGUGGUGUACUUCACUGCCCUGUUCCCGUAUGUUAUUCUGAUUGCGCUGCUGAUCAAUAACGUGCAGCUUCCUGGAGCAACAAAAGGGAUAACCUACUUCAUCGUGCCAGUAUGGGAGAAGCUGCUCUCGGUGGACGUGUGGGUCAACGCUGCCGCUCAGAUAUUUAACUCCAUCGGGAUUGGUUUUGGCUCCCUCCUGGCCAUGUCCAGCUACAACUCCUUCAACAACAACAUCCUGAAGGACACACUCACCAUAUCCAUCAUCAACUCCCUCACCAGCAUUCUGGCAGGCUUCGUCAUUUUCUCUGCCUUCGGCUACAUGUCUUAUCUGCAGGGCAUUGAAAUCGAUGACCUGGCUGUGGAUGGUCCAGGACUGGUUUAUAUUGUUUACCCACAAGCCUUUGCCAACAUGCCAGUAGCUCAGCUCUGGGCUGUGUUGUUCUUCUUCAUGCUGCUUUGCCUCGGACUGGACAGUGAGUUUGCAAUGGUUGAAGUGAUGGUGACCAGCCUCAUGGACGAAUUCCAUCGAGAUCUGAUGAAGAUUUUCAGGCGGAAGGAGUUCUUCGUUCUUGCAAUUUGUGGGGUGGCGUGCCUUUUAGGAAUCCCUUGUGUCAUGCAGGUGGGAAUCUAUGUCUUCCAGCUGAUGGAUCAUUACACUGCCAUUGUGUCCAUCAUGUUCCUUGCAUUCUUUGAGGUCAUUGCCAUCUGUUGGAGUUAUGGUGUGACUCGACUUUCAGCCAACGUUAAAGAGAUGAACGGCUCAAGACCCAACAUCUUCUUCAGAGUGUGCUGGCUAAUAGUCGCUCCUGUGCUGAUCACUAUGUCUUGA